Rhododendron vialii is the source of this 929-nucleotide messenger RNA. RefSeq names its product membrane magnesium transporter. NCBI's taxonomy places the organism in Eukaryota, Viridiplantae, Streptophyta, Magnoliopsida, Ericales, Ericaceae. Bases 129 to 446 code for a protein of 105 amino acids. The transcript is spliced from 4 exons. The record is from RefSeq and is a predicted model, not a curated record. Gene Ontology annotation, cellular component: early endosome; Golgi apparatus; EMC complex.
GACUCUUGCCUUAGUUGGAUUUGAAAAUAACGAAGCACCACUCCUUGGAUUCAGCUCGGUGAUCGAUCCCUUUCAUUCUCCGCCGUCGACAAAUCCGAUUUACCAGAGAUUUCUCCGGCCGUCAUAGAAUGGGGCCGGGCUUCAUCGCCGGCGUCCUUGGAGUCUUGAUCCUCUCCCACGCGGCCUACUCUACCAUCCAGUAUAGAUCUCUGCUGAAAAUAACGGAGGAGGAGUUCUCCGGGCCACCAAUCAACGUAGUUGUUGAAUUGCUUUUAGGGCUGGUUUUCUGUAUCUGGGCAGCACUGACUGUUCCAGGGCAAUUUCGCUCGAUCCUCCCCCAUUCAGAGGAGAACAGGGUGGUCUCUUUACCUGCAAAUCUGGAUUUCAUGAUCUUCAACCAUCGUGGGAAGGCAUUUCCUUUAGAUGUUGACCUGAAGUUGAAGUGAAAAAAAGAAAAAGAAUGGACUAGAAGCAUUCAUAGUUAAUCAGAUUUUUGAGUAUGUUAUUGUAGCAGUUGCAAUUCACAUGGAGCUAACUAGAAAAGUGCUUGUGCGUUUGAAUGGACACGUGGUGCGAAAAGGAAAAUUGGACCUUCACAUGGUCAUUAUUUGGGACAUGAAAAAAUUACUAGAAUUUUAGUGAAUGUGAUUUCAGUUAUGUUAUCAAGUUUCAACAUUUACAACAGGCUUGGUUAUAAAGCAAGAGUGUUGAACAUAUGAAGUUUUUUUGUGGUAAGGUAACUUAGCAAGUUGUCUCGCUGUUGGGGAUAUUAUUUCCACUUCUUUUGGAUUAGAAUUCCUUACGUCGGCUAUUGGCUUUGCCCUAGUACCAAAAUCUCUAUCUUCUCAUCAGUUAUUGGAACCUCGGAUUCAUUGAUAAGGUGAUACCACCUAAUGUUUUUUUAUAACAUAUCUUGCUUCCAUUGCUAA